Molecule: messenger RNA, 849 nt
Organism: Aspergillus bombycis
Lineage: Eukaryota; Fungi; Ascomycota; Eurotiomycetes; Eurotiales; Aspergillaceae
Product: WSC domain-containing protein
Exons: 3
Coding region: 1-849 (282 amino acids)
Cellular component (GO): plasma membrane
Source: RefSeq, a predicted model, not a curated record
AUGAAAUCAUUCACGAUUAAGUCGGCUCUUGCAGCCGCCACCCUUCUGAUUGCAGCCAACUUGCCAGCAGUGAGCGCACAGACACAAGUCGAUAAGGGAUGCUAUAGUGAUUCGACGCCGUUGAAGGAUCAGGGCCCUUAUACGUACCAAAGUAACGGAUAUUGCCAGAAGCUCUGCUUGAAGGAUAACUAUGCUGUUUUUGCCUUGUCGAAGGGCACAAACUGUCUUUGCGGUAACCAAUUACCAGCAACAUCGGCUAAGACAGAUGACAGCGACUGCAAUGUCAAAUGUGCUGGAUGGCCUGAUGUUAUGUGCGGUGGUAAUAAUGCGUUUUCCGUGUAUCUCACGGGUAUCGAAGAUAAUGUGGAUAAUUACUCAUCCUCCUCUUCCUCCUCCUCCUCAAGCUCUUCCUCUAGCACCGAGAGUGGAGCCUCGACAACCACCAAUGGAGGGACUGUCGUUACCACUUCUGGUGGACAAACAGUGACUAAGACAGCGGAUAGUGAAAAGACAACGCAGGGUGCCGAGGAAAAGGAGAAGAAAAAUUCUGGAUCGAAUACUGCUGCCAUCGCUGCUGGUGUCGUCGUGGGAGUUGUUGGUUUCUGUGCUUUGGUGGGAGCCAUCUUCUUUCUAUGGCGGUUUAGGAACCGUUCCAACAUGCCCGAACAGUAUCGAAACAACAAUAUUGACAGAUUUGGCGCCAAACCCAUGUCCCAAAGCUCCAUGUCUGAUUCUAGGUUCGACGGUGACUUCAUGGCACAGCGGCGCCAGAGCAAUGGCAGCAUCGAUGAUGACCAAGACUUUUCCCGUCGAAUUUUGCAGGUGACCAAUCCCGAUCGCCGCUACUAA